AGAUGACCAUCUUCCACGUCGACGCCUCGGACGCGGCCAAAUUCGAAAACGACCUAAACCAAGCUAUCCAACGAGGUAGCAUGAUCACGCUCACAGGCGUUAACUGGGCCGGCGGAGAACCUUGGGUCGAGUCCACAUUGGAAAAUGCAGGCUUCACAUCCGCCACCGUGUUUUGGCCGACAUCUGGUGCCCCGAUCCUGGGAGUAGACUUCUGGGAACAUGGCAAGGCCAAAAAGGCCAUCUCUUGGUUCAAUGAACGUAAUAUCGAUGGGAAUAAACUCACUGCCGAGUUCCAUCAGGAUACACCACCCGAGUAUAUCCAAAAACCGGCGAAAGCCAGCGACUCUCUCCCAGCUCCACAGCCUGAAACCCUAACCGGCAUCCAGCGUCGGGCUCUCCGGUUUGGCAGGGCGAGGCAGAUCGAGCCGAGCCUCGAUUGGCGUGAGUCACGGGACUCGCGGAGAUGCGAAAGGCCCAUGGACGUCCUGACGCCCGACGCUCCGCAUGAAGACAUCGGGAGGUUCUUCCCGCGAGCCAUCGAGAUGUACUCCCGGGUGUUUGGCGGCAUCCCUAGCUCACAUGGGCUUGUCAAAAUCGAAGGCGGGAAACUGGUGCCAACCCCAGAACAGGCGAAAAACUGCGUCUCGUUCUAUAAACCGGAGAAGGAGGGAGAUCCCAAGUAUCUGGACAAUGUCGAGGCCGCCAAACGCGAGCUGGUUGUCACAUCUCCAGGUUUCGUGAUCCCGUACCCACGCGGUCCUUUGAACGGGGUGGGCUGGGGCGAGUUCGACAAGUUCACCGAGUGGCAACUCCAAGGUCGCAAGGUUGAACCUGAUAUGUUAGACAAGGAUCUAGCUUUCGACAAGAGCGGCACCCGCCCUCUCUACUUUGUCUCGCCGGCUGGUGGACCGCAAGAGGAGCCUAUUGUGGUUACAGAGACCCUCGGUGGCGCUAAACAGAAUUAUGAGCAAGGGCAGGAUAGUGAGCGAAUGAAGACUCUAUCAGAGUUGCUCACUAACAAGAGGAAAAGAACUGAGACUCGGGGGGAAAUCUAUGGACGUAGCCGUCCCCGUGGUGGUCGCCGUGGACGUGGCGGACAAGGAAUUGGAUGGCCU
Messenger RNA from Clonostachys rhizophaga, 1115 nucleotides. Lineage: Eukaryota; Fungi; Ascomycota; Sordariomycetes; Hypocreales; Bionectriaceae. The record is from the annotation of a GenBank genome assembly.